CGCGACGCGUCGCUUCCACUUUCCCUCCCGUCGUCCCGCUGCUGCGACCGAAGCUCCAUGGCUGGCAAAGGCAACGGUGUGGGGGGCCCCGGGGGGCUGGCGCGGCUCCUGCUGCUCUUCCUGGCCCUGGCCGAGCUCGGGAGAGCCCAGGACAGUCCUGUCCCAGGCGAGGAGGUCUUGUCCCAGGUGGCCUUUGUCCAGAAGACCCGCCGGAACACCAGCAGCAGCUCCGAGUUCAUGUUCGAGUUCGACGACGAUGAGAUUUUCCACGUGGACCUGGAGCAGAGAGAGACCAUCUGGCGGCUGCCCGAAUUCGGGCGCUUCACCAGCUUCCAGGCCGAGGGCGCCCAAGGGAACAUCGCCGUCCUGCAGUCCAACUUGGACAUCCUGAUGAAGAGAUCCAACUACACGCCCGCUGUUAACGUGCCUCCAAAAGUGAUGGUGUACCCAGAGACGAUGGUGGAGAUGGAGGAGCCCAACAUACUGAUCUGCAUGGCGGACGGCUUCUCCCCGCCGGUGCUGAACAUGACCUGGGUGAAGAACGGCAAGCCGGUGACCGAAGGGGUGCAGACCAUGGAUUACUACCCCAAGAAGGACCAUUCCUUCCGCCGGUUCUCCUACCUGCCCUUCGUCCCAAACGCGGAUGAUUAUUACGCCUGCGUGGUGGAACAUUGGGGCCUCACGGAGUCCCUGAGCAAGAUUUGGAACGCCAAUAUCCCAGAGCCCCUCCCGGAGACGACUGAGAAUGUGAUCUGUGCACUGGGCCUGGCGAUAGGCCUUGUGGGCAUUGUGAUUGGCACCAUCCUGAUGAUAAAGAGCCGGAAGAUGGGAGAGGCCAGCUAUCGCCGAGGAACCCUGUAAACCACGAUUGCAGGCUUGACUCGCCGCCUCCACCCCGACCCCCCAUCCCCGUGAGCUGCAUUUACACAUGUGCUGCACAUUUUUCUUUUUCCGACACUUGUGACAACUCCAGAGUAAACCAGAAAGUGUGGUGGGGGGAUGCUCUCUGCCCCAUUGCCAACAUUCUUUCCCACCGUCCUUGUUGGAGGUCCCAGAAGUGCAACAUUCCCAGGGGAUCCUGGAGUCCCUUGUCUUCCAAGCAUUGGGGUUAGAGGCGAAUGUAGGAGGGGUGAGAGAGUUUGGGGGGUGGGGAGGCGUCGGAGAGUCCUCGGUGUUCUCUGAGCUUGGCUAUCUUCUUGCUGACGUUUCAUGACCCAACUAGCUAAUAUUAUCAGGGCUAGAAGGGAGGGAUCUCCGAGCUUGGCUGUCUUCUUGUAGAUGUUUCAUGACCCGAAUUGGGUAACACCAUCAGCACUGAUACGGUUACCUAGUUGGGUCAUGAAAUCUCUGCAAGAAAACAUCCAAGCUCAGAGAGCACCUCAUGUCAACCCUGAGCUACAGAAUAUUCUCCUUUAUUGAGAGAAAACACAGAGCCUUUGCCGACGAGCCCCUAGUGAUGGAGAAGGCUGAUUUUAAGGUCCGCCCAAGGAACCAGGGUUAGCUAAAAGGGGCACACUCUCUGGUACUCAUCCCCCCACCUCUUGAUUCAUUUACUCCCCUCCCUUUCUGAUCAUCUCCAUGGGGUUUUUUGGGGGAUCCCUAUGUUGUUGGGGAAGGCAGGGCAGGUGAUCCCUUAGCAUCGCUCUUCAGUGACACCCCACCCCCUCAUCUUGGUUUGUCUCGGAGACUUCCCUUCAGGCAACCUCUGCCUCGGCUUUUAACAUCUGCCGUCCCGGACCACAAACUCCCUGAAAGUUCAACCGCAGCUUGCUUGCUCCCGUUGAAUAGAAUGUGAAACCCCGCUAGCUUAGACAAAGGCAGAGGGUCCCUAUCCCUUUUUCAGGACCCUGGACAGUGAUUUAGCCAAUUCCCUUGCGCUCCCUGUAGGGAGGCUUUUUUUUUUUUUAACACCAGUGCCUUCCUUCUGCACGCCCCAUUCCAUCCCCCCCCCAAAAAAUUCCCUCUGUCCUGCAAAAUCAGCUUCUUAAUUUUUUUUUGCAACCGCUGCAGAACCAGAAACGCUUCCAGUCCUGGCUGAUGCUUCUUCUUUCUAAUAAAGAUAUUACUCAACUGUG
Messenger RNA from Pantherophis guttatus, 2075 nucleotides. Its product is annotated as HLA class II histocompatibility antigen, DR alpha chain. Lineage: Eukaryota; Metazoa; Chordata; Lepidosauria; Squamata; Colubridae. Gene Ontology annotation, biological process: antigen processing and presentation; immune response. The record is from RefSeq and is a predicted model, not a curated record. Gene Ontology annotation, cellular component: membrane; MHC class II protein complex.